Eleginops maclovinus (Patagonian blennie) is the source of this 1010-nucleotide messenger RNA. It is a transcript of the gene prxl2b, whose product is annotated as peroxiredoxin like 2B. Gene Ontology annotation, biological process: prostaglandin biosynthetic process. Gene Ontology annotation, molecular function: prostaglandin F synthase activity. NCBI's taxonomy places the organism in Eukaryota, Metazoa, Chordata, Actinopteri, Perciformes, Eleginopidae. The record is from RefSeq and is a predicted model, not a curated record. The transcript is spliced from 7 exons. Bases 16 to 729 code for a protein of 237 amino acids.
CGUGGGCGUAUCAGGAUGCAGAUGUUUUGCAACAAGGUUGCAAUAAGAUUAUACAAUGUAGAACGUGCCCACUUCUUUUACGUUUGUAAAGCCGGUUCAGUCUGUGUUAUUCGGUCAGAUAAAAUGGCAAACGUCGACCUUGUUAAAGUUGGAGAGAACUUGUUGAAGAGAGGUGAAACUGGAGAGAGUGUGGCGCUCCAGUCUCUCUGGCAGGACCAGCCCGUGGUCUUGUUCUUCCUGCGCAGGUUUGGCUGUCAGGUGUGUCGCUGGAUGGCAACAGAAAUCAGUAAACUGGAACCGGACCUGAAAGCCAAUGGUGUAGCACUGGUGGGGGUCGGACCAGAGGAGUUUGGACUGAAGGAGUUCAAGGAAGGAGGGUUUUUCAAAGGAUCCAUUUAUGUUGAUGAACAUAAGAAAAGCUACAAGGAUUUGGGCUUCAAAAGAUACACAGCCUUAAGUGUGGUUCCUGCUGCUUUGGGGAAGAAAGUACGAGAUGCAGCCUCAAAGGCCAGUGCUGGAGGCAUCCAGGGAAACUUCUCAGGAGAUCUGCUUCAGAGCGGAGGCAUGCUCAUUGUGUCCAAAGGUGGAGAAAAGGUACUAGUGCACUUCAUCCAGGACUCACCAGGAGACCACCUACCUCUUGAGGAUAUUUGCAAGGCUCUGGGUAUCUCAGCCAAUGCAAAGGCAGGACAGAGGCCAGUGUGCAAUGAUGAUGUUUGCACCCGAUGAUGACAGAGAUGCCAGUGGUACCAGAUGAAUAUCUACAAAUCGAAUGGAGAUUCCUCACAAAGUGAACAUGAUAUAUAUUAUCUAAUAUUCCUAAUUUCUUGCAUUUAAUUUGUCACAGUUGCACAAUAUAUUACUGUUUAUCUACAGUAAAAGUGACACUAAUUUCAUAAUCUUUACUUUUAAUGUAAUUAAUAUUUUUAUGAAUUUACAUUUUUUACACUGAUUUUGUCAAAUUAAUCAUUAUUUAUAUGUUUCUAAUUAUAAUAAACAUUUAGAAUUCA